AUAAUGUGGAUGCAAGUGAUCUUAAGCCAUUUUUUGAGACCAACUAUUCUCAGAUAUAUUUCAUCUUCUAUGAAAAUUUUAUAACACUGGAAAAUAGUUUGAAAUUAAAAGGGAAUAAUAAGUCACAAAGGGAGGAGCUGGACUCCAUCCUAUUUCUUUUUGAAAAAAUACUGCAGUUUCUACCUGAACGAAUUUUCUUUCGAUGGCAUUACCAGAGUAUAGGCUCAACUUUAAAGAAGCUUCUACACACUGGAAAUUCUAUUAAGAUAAGAUGUGAAGGAAUCAGGCUGUUUCUUCUGUGGCUUCAAGCACUUCAGACAAACUGCGCGGAAGAGCAGGUGCUGAUUUUUGCUUGCCUUGUGCCUGGCUUCCCAGCAGUCCUGUCAUCCAGGGGGCCCUGCACUCUGGAGACGCUCAUCAACCCCAGCCCCGGUGCCGCUGACGCAAAGAUAUAUCCAGAAGAAAUCACUCCACUCCUGCCAGCCGUAUCAGGGGAGAAGAUCGCUGAGGACCAAAGCUGCUUUUUCCUUCAAGUCCUGUUGAAGUACAUGGUGAUUCAGGCUGCAAGCUUGGAGUGGAAGAAUAAGGAGAAUCAAGAUACUGGUUUUAAAUUUCUUUUUACAUUGUUUCGAAAGUAUUAUCUUCCUCAUUUAUUUCCAUCAUUUACUAAGUUAACAAACAUCUACAAACCUGUACUUGACAUCCCCCACUCAAGACCAAAGCCGGUGUACAUUACUACAACUCGAGACAAUGAAAACAUUUACAGUACCAAAAUUCCCUACAUGGCGGCUCGUGUUGUUUUUAUUAAAUGGAUUGUAACUUUCUUUUUGGAAAAAAAGUAUCUAACUGCAACACAAAACACUAAAAAUGGAGUUGAUGUAUUGCCCAAAAUCAUCCAGACUGUUGGCGGUGGUGCGGCGCAAGAGAGGGCGCCGGAGUUGGAUGGUGGCGGGCCCCCGGAGCAGGACAAAAGCCAUUCUAACAGUAGCACCUUGUCGGACCGGAGACUCAGCACCUCCAGCCUCUGUAGCAUUGAGGAGGAGCACCGGACAGUGUAUGAGAUGGUGCAGCGCAUCCUCUUGUCCACACGAGGUUAUGUCAAUUUCGUGAAUGAAGUAUUUCGCCAGGCGUUUUUGUUGCCUUCGUGUGAGAUUGCUGUAACAAGAAAAGUAGUUCAAGUGUAUAGAAAGUGGAUCCUCCAGGACAAACCGGUAUUCAUGGAGGAACCAGAUAAAAACGAUCUUGCCCCGGAAGACGCGGAAAAGUUAGGAUUUUCGGAGACGGAUAGCAAGGAGGCCUCUUCCGAAAGUUCCGGUCACAAGCGAUCUUCCAGUUGGGGGCGCACGUACUCUUUCACGAGCGCAAUGAGCAGAGGGUGUGUGGUAGAGGAGGAUAAUACCAGUGUGAAAGCUGGGGCCCAGGCUCUGCUGCAGGUAUUUUUGACCAACGCUGCAAAUGUCUUUUUGCUGGAACCAUGUGCUGAAGUUCCCAUGCUCUUAAAGGAGCAAGUCGAUGCUUGUAAAGCCGUUUUGAUUAUUUUUAGGCGCAUGAUAAUGGAGCUUACAAUGAAUAAAAAGACUUGGGAGCAGAUGUUGCAAAUACUGCUCAGGAUAACAGAAGCCGUCAUGCAGAAGCCAAAGGAUAAACAAAUAAAGGACUUGUUUGCCCAGAGCUUGGCAGGGUUACUGUUUAGGACACUCAUUGUGGCUUGGAUCCGAGCGAACCUCUGUGUGUAUAUCUCUCGGGAGCUCUGGGAUGACUUUCUUGGUGUGCUGUCCUCCCUCACGGAAUGGGAGGAGCUCAUAACCGAGUGGGCCAACAUCAUGGACUCUCUGACAGCCGUGCUUGCCAGGACCGUUUAUGGAGUCGAGAUGACAAACCUACCUCUGGAUAAAUUAAGUGAACAGAAGGAGAAGAAACAACGAGGCAAAGGCUGUGUUCUGGAUUCUCAGAAAGGAACAACUGUCGGGAGAUCCUUUUCUCUCAGCUGGCGGAGCCACCCUGAUGUGAGCGAACCGAUGCGGUUCCGUAGUGCCACCACGUCGGGAGCACCAGGAGUGGAGAAGGCAAGGAGCAUCGUGCGCCAGAAAGCAACCGAAGUGGAGGAAUGCCAGCAGUCAGAAAACACACCUGCCGUGGGAUCUGGUCAUCUCAUGGUGGGGCAGCACCCGGUCCUUCGGAGCAGCAGCACAUCUGACAUCACUGAGCCACUGGGCUCGGAGUCUUCUCAGGGUCAGAAGGUAGAAAAUGCCCAGAAUUUGAGUUCAUCAGAGCCCAAGACUAUUCCAGAGAACAAAGGACAUAUGAAGAGAGAACAUGAAGGAAUAACGAUCUUAGUUCGAAGAAGCAGCAGCACUGCUGAACUGGAUUUGAAUGAGGAGUUGCAGCAGACACAAGGAAAGUGCAGAGAGAGACAGAAGAGUGAAAGCGCAAGCAGUGACACAGCCAUGGGCUACAACAACGAGGCAGAGCUCUCCAUGAGCCCGUGGCACGCCUGUGAGGAAGACCCAGAGCUGAGCACGCCCACGGAUGCUGUGGCUGACGCCGAUGCCCGCCAUUGGCUACAGCUGAGUCCCGCUGAUGCUUCAAACUUAACAGAUAGCAGCGAAUGCCUUGCGGACGACUGCAGUAUCAUCGCAGGAGGGAACCUCACGGGCUGGCACCCAGACUCGGCCGCUGUGCUGUGGCGCAGAGUCUUGGGAAUCCUCGGAGAUGUGAACAACAUCCAGUCUCCCAAGAUCCACGCCAAAGUCUUUGGCUAUCUCUAUGAACUCUGGUAUAAGCUAGCAAAGAUACGGGAUAAUCUAGCAAUAAGCUUGGAUAACCAGUCUUCUCCAUCUCCUCCGGUCUUGAUCCCACCGCUGAGAAUGUUUGCAUCAUGGCUAUUUAAGGCAACAACACUGCCAAAUGAAUAUAAAGAAGGCAAGCUGCAAGCCUACAGGCUGAUCUGUGCCAUGAUGACCAGACGCCAGGAUGUCCUGCCAAAUUCAGAUUUCCUGGUACACUUUUACCUUGUGAUGCACCUGGGGCUGACCAGCGAGGAUCAGGAUGUCUUAAAUACCAUUAUAAGGCACUGUCCGCCACGCUUUUUCUCCCUGGGUCUGCCUGGCUUCUCGAUGCUGGUGGGGGACUUCAUCACGGCUGCUGCCAGGGUCCUCAGUACAGACAUGUUGGCGGCGCCUCGUUCAGAAGCUCUCACCAUUCUCGGUUCCCUCGUCUGCUUUCCAAAUACCUACCAGGAGAUCCCCUUACUGCAGUCAGUACCGGAAGUGAAUGAGGUCAUCACGGGAACCGAAGAUGUCAAGCAUUACCUCAUAAAUAUUUUACUGAAGAAUGCCACAGAAGAACCAAAUGAAUGUGCAAGAUGCAUUGCCAUUUGCUCCCUGGGCGUCUGGAUAUGUGAAGAGCUUGCGCAGUGUACGAGCCACCCUCAGGUGAAAGAGGCCGUCAAUGUGAUAGGUGCGACUCUGAAGUUUCCUAACAAAGUCGUGGCCCAGGUAGCUUGUGAUGUUCUUCAGUUGCUGGUUUCCUACUGGGAGAAGCUGCAGUCAUUUGAGACCUCUCUGCCUCGGAAAAUGGCAGAAAUCCUGGUCGCCACGAUUGCUUUUCUUUUACCAAGUGCAGAAUAUUCCUCAGUGGAGACAGAUAAGAAGUUUAUCGUGUCCUUGCUCCUCUGCCUCUUGGACUGGUGCAUGGCGCUGCCAGUGAACGCCCUUCUCCACCCGGUCUCCACGGCGGUCCUGGAGGAGCAGCCCUUGUCCCGAGCCCCCUUGCUGGAUCACAUCUACAGGGUGCUGCACUGCUGUGUUUGUGGCUCGAGCACGUACACACAGCAGAGCCACUACACGCUGACCCUGGCUGACUUGUCAUCCACGGAUUAUGACCCCUUCCUGCCACUGGCAAACGUGAGGAGUUCUGAGCCAGUCCAGUACCACUCGUCAGCAGAGUUGGGUAACCUGCUGACUGUGGAGGAGGAGAAGAAGAGGCGGAGUCUGGAGUUGAUCCCCCUGACAGCUCGCAUGGUGAUGGCCCACCUGGUGAACCACCUGGGACACUACCCCCUGGCCGGGGGCCCUGCCGUGCUGCACAGCCUGGUCAGUGAGAACCAUGACAAUGCCCAUGUAGAAGGCUCUGAGCUGUCCUCCGAGGUGUUCCGGAGCCCAAACCUGCAGCUGUUCGUGUUCAAUGACAGCACACUCAUCUCCUACCUUCAAAUGCCCACCGAUGGCCCAGCAGGCGGGUCCGCGGUGGGCGCCCUCUCCGACGUGAGGGUGAUUGUGAGGGAUAUCUCAGGGAAGUACUCUUGGGACGGUAAGGUUUUGUAUGGACCUUUGGAAGGCGGCUUAGCACCCAGUGGGAGAACUCCUUCCUUUCUGAUCUCGGGCUGGCAUCAGCACACAUAUGCGCCUCAGAAAGAUUCCUCUCAAACUGAGGAGGGAGAUGAUGUCCUCGACAAGUUACUUGAAAACAUUGGCCACACAAGCCCCGAAUGCCUUUUACCAUCACAGCUAAAUCUAAAUGAGCCUUCCCCACCGCCCUGUGGAAUGAACUGUGAGCAGGAGAAGGAAAUCAUUGAGGCGAUUUUGCGCCAGAACGCUCAGGAAGACGAGUAUGUUCAGAGGUGUCGCGCUGACUCUGUGACGAAGGUCGGCAGCCAAGGGCAGCCUGCACCCGUGGAGCCCCGGGGACCCUUUUAUUUCUGCAGAUUGUUGCUUGAUGACCUGGGAAUGAAUUCUUGGGACAGAAGGAAGAAUUUUCAUCUGUUGAAGAAAAAUUCAAAAUUAUUGAGAGAGCUGAAAAAUCUGGACUCCCGUCAGUGCCGGGAGACACACAAGAUUGCAGUGUUCUACAUUGCUGAAGGUCAAGAAGACAAGUGUUCAAUCCUCUCCAAUGAAAGAGGAAGCCAAGCAUAUGAAGACUUUGUUGCUGGACUUGGCUGGGAGGUGGACCUCUCCACCCACUGCGGGUUCAUGGGCGGCCUCCAGCGCAAUGGCAGCACCGGGCAGACCGCCCCUUACUAUGCUACCUCGACCGUGGAAGUGAUCUUCCACGUCUCCACUCGAAUGCCAUCAGACUCAGAUGAUUCACUCACCAAAAAGCUCCGUCACUUGGGAAAUGACGAGGUCCACAUCGUCUGGUCUGAACACUCCAGGGACUAUCGCAGGGGCAUCAUCCCAACUGCCUUUGGAGACGUUUCAAUCAUUAUUUACCCAAUGAAGAAUCACAUGUUCUUUAUCGCGAUAACGAAGAAACCCGAGGUUCCCUUUUUCGGGCCGCUGUUCGACGGCGCCAUCGUGAGUGGGAAGCUGCUGCCAAGCCUUAUAUGUGCCACGUGCAUCAACGCCAGCAGGGCCGUGAAGUGCCUCAUCCCACUCUACCAGAGCUUCUACGAGGAGCGAGCUCUGUACCUUGAAGCAAUAAUUCAAAACCACCGCGAAGUAAUGACAUUCGAGGAUUUCGCAGCCCAAGUCUUUUCUCCCUCUCCCAGCUACUCCCUCGGUGGAACGGGGGCCCUGGUCUCCAGCCUGCAUGCUGACCCCAAGGAGCCCGUGGUGUGGAGGAGACAGAUCAGACUCCCCUGCCCAUCCCCUGAGCCCCUGAACCCAGAGACUCCGGGAAACUUCACUACUCUGCUGGUGCCCUCAGCAGGUCUCCCCCUUGAAGGACUCCUGAAGGCAAAGGCAAGCCCCUCUGAGAUGUUUCAGGUGGAACUUUCACACGAGGCUGGGCCUUCUGGUUCUGAAACCUUACAAAUCUCGGGCUUCUGAAGAAGAAAAGGGGAAGUCACCAACAACCAGGGACAGACCAGCUGUGACGUGGGCAUGGACGUGGUUGCACCAGGCAGAGCAUACUGGGAAAGAUGUGGGAGACCCGGGAGGGGCAGAGGGCAGCUGGGUCUGCACCCCAAAUUGUUUCCUCUCGUUUUAAACCCCAGCUUGAUUCACAGAGGGGCUGCUAAAACAACUGCUUAAUCGUUUGAGGAAUUUUCUCUGCAUCAGUUUUGCUAGUCUUAUGAUGGGAUUUAUGGUUUACUCAAAAAUUUCAUCAGCAUGGAAAUUAGCUUUCCCCAGGGUCUUUUGCCCAAGAGAAGUUUUACCUCAGUUGUUGAGUGUUUUUCCAGCUGAUGUCUGAUGCCCAUUAGCUGAGGAGAGGUUCUCCUGACCACCCACGGGUUCUCCAGGUCAUAGAGAGUGACUCGCCUACCCCAGGACACUCAGAAGAUUCUGGAAACACACGGCCACAUCCUUGAGAGUGCACCCGUCAGACAGGAAGCAGCCCAGCACAGCUCUAGUAACAAAAAGCAUGUGCAGGCUUCAGGCACCAGGUGGAGAUGGCGCCCCAGAAAAUCCACGUGCCCCCACAACUGCUCCCUGCAACUCGGCUCUGUCCAUUGCUCAGAGGGGGAAAGACGGGCCUUAGUUUUGGGGUAACAGUGUCUAAGCAAGGUCACAUCUGUACUUUUUACCCAUUUGAGUCCAAGGAAGGCACACUGGGCCUGGGUUUUCAAAAACGAAAGAGAAACAAGGGCCAGUCGCUGGUGAGGGAGUCAGAGUGCUGGGUCCAUGUGGCUGACCACGUGCUUUGAUCCCAGAUCGGCAACCUGGGAGUCACUCCAGGGUAUGCCAUGUGUGCCCAAAAUUCCAGGGAAGAAUGGAGAAGCGGUGGCUGUGUAGCCAUUCCACCUAGGGAGUGCUUUCUCGCCUUUUCUGUUUUUCUUUUUUGUUGUUUCUUUUUUCUUUUUU
Tupaia belangeri chinensis (Chinese tree shrew) is the source of this 6743-nucleotide messenger RNA. RefSeq names its product Ral GTPase activating protein catalytic subunit alpha 2 (gene RALGAPA2). NCBI's taxonomy places the organism in Eukaryota, Metazoa, Chordata, Mammalia, Scandentia, Tupaiidae. The record is from RefSeq and is a predicted model, not a curated record. Gene Ontology annotation, biological process: positive regulation of GTPase activity; regulation of small GTPase mediated signal transduction. Gene Ontology annotation, cellular component: cytoplasm; nucleus. Gene Ontology annotation, molecular function: GTPase activator activity.